CUGGCCUCCGCUCCGACUCCUCUCCUCCUACCGUCGUUCGAUACCCGUCGCCGCCACAGCUUCCCAUCCCACACGACUCUCUCCCCGUGCACCGCCAUCUACCCUCCACCCCGUCACCCCUCCGUCGCACAGUCCUCGUGGUCCCUCCCCAUAGAACACUCCAACAAUUCACGCCUCUACCUCCUCCCUAACUUUGUCCCAACCAAAUGUCGCGCGCCGCCCACGCCGCCCAGCCCAUGUACGCCGGCGGGCCCCCCAGGCAACCUCAAGCGCAGCACCAACAACAGCAGAGGAGAAAUUUCCAGGUCAUGCCCCAGACCGCGUCCGCGCCGCCACAGCCGACGAGUCGUGUCGCAGACCCCUUCUACGGCCACGAAACCGUCGCUCGCCUGUCCGCGCGGUUCAUUCACCACUUGUUCCAAUGUCCGGAGCUACCGACUGUCACCGCGGACCCCUCACAACCAUCCAAUGCCACCAACGCCGCUCGCAACCCGCAAGCGAAGCUGCCGCAGUUCAUCGCUUAUGCGCUUCACCGUACGAAGCUGCAUCAGUCGGUGACCUUCGCCGCACUCGUUCUGCUGCAGCGGUUGAAGGCGCGCUUCCCCACUGCACGGGGCUCUUCGGGGCACCGAUUGUUCAUCUCUGCCUUCAUGAUCGCGUCGAAGGUUAUGUGCGACGACACAUAUUCGAACAAGUCCUGGUCCGUCGUGGCCCAAGGCCUGUUCAACCUUCGCGAGAUCAACCAGAUGGAGCGCGAGAUGUGCGGCUACCUCGACUGGGAACUCGUCGUCGACGGCGAAAUUCUACAGUGGUUCGAGGAGCGGGUCCGGAAGGACUUCGGGCAGCACCAGGAGAGCUACCCGAAUUAUCGACUCAUGGAGGUUUCGCGCCGGGCGCGGAAGUUCGCUGCGUCGACAUCUUCGACCCCCGUCCCAGAACCGAAUCACUCGCAAUCCCCUAUCGCUCUCGGCAACCGUCACGGCACGCCGACGAAGCCCCCGCCGACAAGCACGACGCCGCGGUCCAGGGGAAACUCGGCCUCUCACGCAAGCUCACCCGCUACGCCCGAGACGCCGUCACCCUCCUUCUCGCAUUCGACGUCGCCGGCGUCUUCUGCAUCGCCGCCCACGCCGGACGGUGGCCAGUUGUACGUCAACGUCGCUGGGUCGCCAAGUCUGUCGCUCGCGAAGGCCGCGGACCGCGCUAUCGCCCGCGAAAAAAUGUUCGCCAUGGCUAUGCCGGCUGCAUGGUAGAGUGCCAUCACCGACGCAUCGGCCUAUGUCCCCCCUGCGCUCCGUCCAUUCUCUAUACAUUCUGCUCUACAUUUCCUCCUCGUCUCAUGGCAUUAUCCGCAUCAUCCACGCAACUUGUAACAACAUAGUCAUAUAGCACACCUAUCCCGGACUUUUUUUUCAGCACGUCACCCAUCCCCCACCUACAGGGGCCAGCAGAUACCCAACCAGCUACAUAUAUCCCACGCACCCCAGCAUUCGACGACGGUCGACGGUCAAUACUUAUUAAUGCGCGAAGUGGUGACAAUGUAUUGGCUAGGUUUCUUCUCUUGCAUAUGCACUGCACCGAGAUGAACUUGUAACUAACAAAGCACACGUAUUUACUCGUCUUUAUUCUCCGUCUCCUUUCACUCGUUCUCGUUAUGUUUUCACGCACUCUUACGGCAAUGUCAUACAAAAGUCUUCUACCCU
This is a messenger RNA of Schizophyllum commune H4-8, 1703 nucleotides long. RefSeq lists its product as uncharacterized. Gene Ontology annotation, biological process: regulation of cyclin-dependent protein serine/threonine kinase activity. The record is from RefSeq and is a predicted model, not a curated record. The transcript is spliced from 3 exons. Gene Ontology annotation, molecular function: cyclin-dependent protein serine/threonine kinase regulator activity; protein kinase binding. The coding region runs from base 207 to 1253 and encodes 348 amino acids. Gene Ontology annotation, cellular component: cyclin-dependent protein kinase holoenzyme complex; nucleus. Lineage: Eukaryota; Fungi; Basidiomycota; Agaricomycetes; Agaricales; Schizophyllaceae.